AUUUUUUUAAGAGUUUCUCAAAAUAAAAAUAAUAAGAAACAAUUGAUUUAUGUAUAAAAAUGGGACUGAACGUCUCUUAAUCAGAAUUGGUAAAAACCUCUUACCUGUCAAUCUGUGGUUGAGUUUGCUUCUUUUAACAAAAUAAAAAAAAUAGCAAUUUCUUCUCUUCUCUCUAUCGAUCUGAUACGAACAAAGAGGUUUAUGGAUGAGAUUGGAGAAAGAAGAAGAAGAACUCUUCAAACUCUCAGUUUCUUCACUUGAUUAGUCGACCAGAACAACAAAAGAAUAGUCCUUGCGUUACAGAGUGGUUUGAAGAGCGAGGUGACAUGGGCAUUGAACACGCUUACAUUGCUCUCUUUCAAGGAGAAAGAGGAUAUUCGAAGAAACUUCACUCCUCUAGCGAAGAUAUUGGCUUGCUUGAUGCUCUUUUCUUAAUCAUAGAUAACUAGCGUGACAUAGCUCUCCCAAAGGACCUGACAAGAGGAGCUAGGGUCAUAUCAGCAUCUAGUAGCUCUUGAUUGUGGAUCUGGCGUUGGGAAGAUCACCAAGAAUCUCCUGAUACGGUACUUCAACGAGGUGAGUGUUUUUCUUCUUUGAUUCACUAACUUGUGCUCUGUUCUUCUCUGUUUUAUGCCAGGUUGAUCUUCUUGAGACAUGAAAUCAUUUGCAGAUUGUGUACCUCAACGACUUUGUUUCUUCUCUUCAGCAAGAGAUGUUUGCUGUGAGAAUGUAUGCUUUAGCGGUUGAUAUACCAACCAAACUCCAUAAUUUGAUUGGUUUUGGUUUUAGUGAACAAAGGUGUUUUUUUUUUAAUUCUUAAUAACCCUUAUUGGGUUCUACCAUUGGAAGAGAAAAAAAACUAAAGUUUUUUAUAAAGUUCUUAAAAUAGGAUAAUAGAAAAUUUAUAUUAAAA
Messenger RNA from Thlaspi arvense, 913 nucleotides. NCBI's taxonomy places the organism in Eukaryota, Viridiplantae, Streptophyta, Magnoliopsida, Brassicales, Brassicaceae. The record is from the annotation of a GenBank genome assembly.